Malaya genurostris is the source of this 3194-nucleotide messenger RNA. RefSeq names its product ribosome quality control complex subunit TCF25 (gene Nulp1). Gene Ontology annotation, cellular component: RQC complex. NCBI's taxonomy places the organism in Eukaryota, Metazoa, Arthropoda, Insecta, Diptera, Culicidae. The record is from RefSeq and is a predicted model, not a curated record. Bases 244 to 2358 code for a protein of 704 amino acids. The transcript has 5 exons.
UUGUCAAAGACCGAUGCAGGGAGAUUUUCGCAACUGCGUGUUUUCAUUUAUUGCUACUCGAUAUUUGAUUCAGUGAAAAGUGGCAAAAAGUAUAUUAUUGUAUGUUUCACAUCAUUGGGCUUUAUAUUUUGCACAAAAAUAUUCUCCUUUACAAGAAAACUAACUGAUAAAGUGAUUUUCCAAAUGAAACGGCUGGUUUAGUUAACAACAGCAAGAAGCAAAAAAGGUGUCGAUUUCAGCGACAUGUCAUACCGUAUUUUGAGAAAAUUGCAGGGCAAUGAGCUGGAGAUCAAGGAACCGAUUGAUGAAAUAUCAGAUGGUGCAGAUGCGGACUACGAUACCAAUAGCAUUAGUAGCCAGAGCCGCAAGAAGAUAAACAUCAAUCGAUUCGAUCUGCUUAACCAACAGCAGUCACUUUCCGAAAGUGAAGUCAAAGAGGACGACAACGACGAAACGGAGCGCGAUGGAGCCGGCGGAACGAAAAAUAGCAAUCUGGUUGAAUUAAAAAAGAAGAAAAAGAAGAAGAAGAGGCGUACCGGCAAAUAUGUGUCAAGUUCCGCUCGGCGCAGCAGUGAAGACAAUGCAGACGCCGAGGAUGAUUUUACCAAAACCGUCAAAGAGGUGGACAAACUGUUCGCCGAUCGCUAUGAACGGUCGGAGAAUAGUCCGGCGAUGGCAAACAAUGCCGCUUGCCAUGGAUCGACCGGUUCGACGGCGAAGGUACUGCUUUCGAUUCAACACAAAAACCUAAAUUCUCAGUACGAGAUGAAGCGGAUGUUUGGUAGCAAGGUUGUCAGUGAUCAGCAAAAUAAACGACGAAACAACCGUGGACCCCGUAUUUUAAAGUCGACCUAUCUGGUAAAUCCAAAAGAUAACUGGCCUCCUGUCGGCAAGUCCGGAAUCUACAUGAACCUGGUGCAAGCUCCAGAACAAACAGCUGGCACUAGUAGUUCAGGGCCAGUAAAAGGAACAGUCGAUAAAAAUGUGGUAUACUUUGCUUUCGAGCACAGCCCAUCGUACAGGUUGAUACAACAGAAGUUUCUGCAAGCUGUCGAAAGUAUGGACUCGGAUAAUAUCAUAAAAAUAAUUAAUCAGCACCCGUAUCACGUGGACUCGUUAAUUCAGUUAAGUGAGCUGUGCAAGAUGUCCGAAGAUCACGCGAUGGCUUCGGAUCUGAUUGAACAUGCACUGUUUGCGUUGGAAUCAUCGUUUCAUACGAUGUUCAGUUUGACUCAGGGAACAUGUCGGCUGGAAUACCGCCGACAGGAGAAUCGAGCUCUUUUUAUUACAUUAUUCAAGCAUUCACAAUAUCUUGAGUCUCGUGCUUGCUCGCGAACGGCAUUGGAAGUCGCCAAACUGAUUUUGACAUUCGAUCCGGUGAACGAUCCGUUGGCAAUCAUACUGGUCAUCGAUUACUAUGCAAUUCGUGCCAAACAGUACGAAUGGUUCGUUCAACUGUACGAUGAGUGGGAAGUGACUAACAAUUUGUCGCAGCUUCCAAAUAUGGCUUACUCUUACGCACUGGCGUUGUUCCAUCUGAAGCGUGACGAUGAGGCUGACCGAGCGCUGCAGUACGCCCUGCUGAUGUUCCCGGCGGUACUACGAAUGUUGCUGGAUGAACUCUCCAUCCAACCGGAUUCUCGUGCCAGUAGUCACAGUUAUUUUGCUACGUACUCCUUCGAUAAGGCGACGGUAGCACUGCAACAGCUGAUUGCAUUAUAUGUCUGCCGUUCAAAGUUGGUUUGGAGGGAUGCGGAAAUUUUACCAUGGCUUGAACGGAACGUGAAUGCUGUGUUAGAUCGAGUAGAUGCUAAAGAUGAAGUUGUUGCGGAGUAUACCAGUAAGAGAAAUCAAAGGUACAUGAACCCACCACGAGCUAUUCUACGACACAUCGUACUUUCUGAUUUCAAAGAAAAGGUUCCGUUGGCUCAAUUCAUUAAAAAAGAAACCGAGCCUGUUUUGAUGUAUGACCCGUUACCGCCCUUGGAUACGAUCAACAUCUACAAGAGGCCAACGAUUAGUCCAGCCGCUCGUACCAUGAUCAACGCUUCACCGUUUUCGAUGUUCUUUCAAUCGCUCCUGCCCAGCUUUAGUUUACAGCAACAGCAGCAGCAGCAGCAACAACAACCCGGACAGGUUGCAAAUCGUAACCGAGAUGCAGUAGAUGGGCCCGCCGUUGCUGACGCGGGAGACGGAGCGAUUGCCGGUCUGCAGGCUUACACAAAUUCGCUGAACUCGAUUGUGGAUGCUAUGCGAGAUUUUUUGUCAGAUAUCCGGGUGCUUGAACGCCCAAACGAUGCCGAUGUUGACGACGAUGGAAGCACCGAUGAGAACGAGCAAAAUAAUUAUCUAACGUAAGCAAAAAUUUACUAAAAAAAGAAACGUAGUGUUUUUUGUCAAGGUAGGUUAUUUUUUUCAUUUGUUUUAUUUUGCUAGCACAGUUUUGAUUCGAGAUUACGUCAAAGCCUUUUCGUAAAUGUGAUUUCAAAAUUUACGUCAUAUAAAACAAGAAGUAAUGAAAUCUUUAGAAGAUAAAUAGAUAAAUGUGCGAUCACUUUUUUGAUAUAAUUGAGCUGUUUUAUAAUGUCUAUAACAAAAUAAAUCAUUGUUGAGUUUGAAUCAAAAGCUUAUCUUGAGUAUCAUCACUGAAUAUUCAGCAGAUGCAUAUUUAAUUAGUGUCAGUAAUGUUAUUGGACGCUUCGCAAGUGAUAAUUACGAUUGUAAAAGAUAAAAAAACAGUGCGACGAUAAACGUUUUUUGACUUCACUUUAAUGCACUCAUCAAUAUAAAAUCAAAUGUUCGUAGGUGUUGACAUUUGGUAUAAAACGUAUACCGAUUGAAUAAAAUUUUGAUGACAUCAACAGACUUACUGGUCGGAAUCAAGAUUACAAAUUUAUCAAAAGACAAACAUAAAAUCGAUUGACUAUAUUUCAUAUACGUUACUCUAAUUGGAGCAAAAAGUCGUGCACGUUGCAAUCAGCAAACUUAUGAGUAAAAGUUACUAGCAUUUCAUUGAGCUCUAUUUAUCUAUAUUCGUUCCGACAUAAAGAAACAAAUAUCGUAUUUACUGAUAAAAAAUUAACCCAGAUGAUAUAAUCUUCACACAAAAAAACGUGAAAUAAGCUUAUCGAUGGUUUGUCACAUCGGAUUGUAAUGAAUAAACUUUAUCAAUUCGUAAAUGAUCAUAUACAUAA